Messenger RNA from Epinephelus fuscoguttatus (brown-marbled grouper), 4919 nucleotides. Its product is annotated as H(+)/Cl(-) exchange transporter 4. Gene Ontology annotation, biological process: transmembrane transport; chloride transport. Gene Ontology annotation, cellular component: synaptic vesicle; early endosome; Golgi apparatus. The transcript has 12 exons. Lineage: Eukaryota; Metazoa; Chordata; Actinopteri; Perciformes; Serranidae. The record is from RefSeq and is a predicted model, not a curated record. Gene Ontology annotation, molecular function: voltage-gated chloride channel activity. Bases 371 to 2680 code for a protein of 769 amino acids.
CAUCAAGGAGUGUUCAUAAGCUUCUGUUUAAUUAUUUUAUAGGAUCAGGAAUAAUAGAGAGAAAUUAUUUUUCUAUUUUUAUUUUAUUUUUAAUUUAAUUUAAUUUAAUUUAAUUAAUUGUUGUGCUUGCUGCUCUACAUCCAGCCCGCUAGGUGGCGGUAACGCGCCUGAAAGCCGGUUUGCCAGCCGCCAUGCAUGCGCGGUGCAUUGUGGGGGAUCCUCUCUGACGCUCUCUGCUGUUUAUUUCUUGACAGUUAACGCGUCAUUUCUCGUUAUCAGAACGCUAAAAUGCAAAACAGCGUCGACGUUAAAUAAGUUUUCGAUUCAAACAGAGACAUUUCCGGCCGCAGCCGUCAGGACGGACUUCAAGAUGGAGGCCGGUGAAGGUGUCAGCAGCGCCACGCCCACGGAGGAGAUGAACGGCGCUGGAAACUUGAUGGAUUUCCUGGACGAGCCUUUUCCUGACGUGGGCACGUACGAAGACUUCCACACCAUCGACUGGCUGAGGGAGAAGUCCAGAGAUACGGACCGCCACCGCAAGAUCACCAGUAAGAGUAAAGAGUCCAUCUGGGAGCUGAUCAAGAGUCUGCUGGACGCCUGGUCAGGAUGGGUGGUGAUGCUGCUCAUCGGGCUGCUCUCAGGAACGCUGGCCGGCGUGAUCGACCUGGCGGUGGACUGGAUGACAGACCUGAAGGAGGGCGUGUGUCUGUCGGCGUUCUGGUACAGCCACGAGCAGUGCUGCUGGACGUCCAACGAGACCACCUUCGACGACCGAGACAAGUGUCCUCAGUGGCAGAAGUGGGCGGAGCUUAUGACAGGCCACGCCGAGGGGGCGGGGGCGUACGUGUUGAACUACUUCCUGUACAUCCUGUGGGCGCUGCUCUUUUCCUUCCUGGCCGUGUCACUGGUUCGAGUCUUUGCUCCGUACGCCUGCGGCUCAGGGAUCCCAGAGAUCAAGACGAUCCUGAGCGGCUUCAUCAUCCGGGGCUACCUGGGGAAAUGGACGCUGCUGAUCAAGACGGUCACCCUGGUGCUGGCGGUGUCGUCGGGUCUCAGCCUGGGGAAGGAGGGUCCUCUGGUCCACGUGGCGUGUUGCUGCGGAAACCUCUUCUGCAGCCUCUUCUCCAAGUACAGCAAGAACGAGGGCAAACGCAGAGAGGUGUUAUCAGCUGCAGCAGCAGCCGGUGUGUCGGUGGCCUUUGGAGCGCCUAUCGGAGGAGUUCUGUUCAGCCUGGAAGAGGUCAGUUACUACUUCCCUCUGAAGACUCUGUGGCGCUCCUUCUUCGCCGCCCUGGUCGCGGCCUUCACGCUGCGCUCCAUCAACCCGUUUGGCAACAGCCGCCUGGUGCUGUUCUACGUGGAGUACCACACGCCGUGGUACAUGGCCGAGCUGGUGCCGUUCAUCCUGCUGGGCGUGUUCGGCGGCCUCUGGGGGACGCUCUUCAUCCGGGCCAACAUCGCCUGGUGCCGGCGCAGGAAGACCACCCAGCUGGGGAAGUACCCGGUGCUGGAGGUCAUCGCCGUGACGGGAAUCACCGCCGUGCUGGCGUACCCUAACCCGUAUACCCGCCGCAGCACCAGCGAGCUCAUCUCGGAGCUCUUCAACGACUGCGGCGCGCUGGAGUCGUCGCAGCUCUGCGAUUACAUCAACAACCCCAACAUGAGUCGGCCGGUGGACGACAUCCCAGACCGACCGGCGGGGCCCGGGGUCUACAACGCCCUGUGGCAGCUCGCCCUCGCUCUCGUCUUCAAGAUCGUCAUCACCAUCUUCACCUUCGGCAUGAAGAUCCCGUCAGGUCUCUUCAUCCCCAGCAUGGCGGUGGGAGCCAUCGCAGGACGCAUCGUGGGGAUCGCCGUGGAGCAGAUGGCGUACCACCACCACGACUGGAUCAUCUUCAAGAACUGGUGCCGGCCCGGCGCUGACUGUGUCACACCUGGACUGUACGCCAUGGUGGGCGCCGCCGCCUGUCUGGGCGGCGUGACCAGGAUGACCGUGUCCCUGGUGGUCAUCAUGUUUGAGCUCACGGGCGGGUUGGAGUACAUCGUCCCCCUGAUGGCCGCCGCCGUCACCAGCAAGUGGGUGGCGGACGCCUUCGGGAAGGAGGGCAUCUACGAGUCGCACAUCCAGCUCAACGGGUACCCGUACCUGGACGUCAGGGACGAGUUCACCCACCGCACCCUCGCCACGGACGUGAUGCGGCCCCGCAGGAACGACCCCCCUCUGGCCGUCCUCACGCAGGACACCACCACGGUGGAGGACGUGGAGACGCUGAUCAAAGACACAGACUAUAACGGGUUCCCCGUGGUCGUGUCCAGAGAGUCGGAGAGGCUCAUCGGCUUCGUUCAGCGCCGUGACCUCACCCUUGCCAUCAAGAACGCCCGUCAGAAGCAGGACGGCGUGGUGAGCAGCUCUGUGGUCUACUUCACUGAGGACGCGCCGCAGCUGCCGGCCAGCAACCCGCAGCCGCUGAAGCUGCGCCGCAUCCUGAACCUCAGCCCCUUCACCGUCACCGACCACACGCCCAUGGAGACGGUGGUGGACAUCUUCCGCAAGCUGGGCCUCCGCCAGUGUCUCGUCACCAGGAGCGGGCGCCUCCUGGGCAUCAUCACCAAGAAGGACGUCCUGCGCCACAUGGCUCAGAUGAUGAACCAGGAUCCAGAGUCCAUCAUGUUCAACUAGCAGAUGAGACACGUGCUUCACUCGUGCAACGGUGUAAAUAGGUGAAAGUGGUGCGACGCUACUGUACUGCAACCUGUGAUUAAUAAGCCCCUCCCACCUCCUGACAGGCAAGUCCUCACCCACCUGUAGUGACCACAGCUCCGCGUGUGCUCAGUGUGACUGCGCUGGAGGAACUGACUUCAGCUAAAACGUUCAUGGCUUCAACAUUUCAGACCCUCAGACCUUUUAUUGUUUGCAGACUGAAAACAGAAGACAGAAAAAGUUUAACGCUUCUUUAUGGAGGACGAAAAAUUACUCGAGUAUCAAUGAAUAAAUAAAUAAAUGUAAAAAUAAAACCAGAAAUAAAUAAAGAAAUAUGGGAAUAAAUAAAUAAAUAAAAAAAAGCUGAAAUAAUUACAGAAAUAAAUGAAUGCAUGAAUAAGUAAAACUUGAUAAUUUACAUUUAAAAACAAAAAUUAAUGACUUUGAAAUUAAUUAUUUAUUAAAUUAAUACAUUUUACAUUUACAAGUACGACUACAUUUUGUAAUUUCUGUAUUUUUUUGUUUUUUUAUUUAUUCUUUUAUUGAGUUAUUUCUGUAUUUAUUUUGUAUUUACUUCAGCAUGUAUUAUUUUAUUAGUUUCCAUAUUUAUUUAUUUUUUUAUUCCUGUAUUUACUUGUUUAUUGAUAUUCUUUGUCCUCCGUAUUUCCUUACAAUCAUUAUCUGAAAACACAUGGCAUGUUGUCAUUGAAAAAACUGUAGAGCUGAUCGGGAGGUUGAGUAUCAAUAAAUAAAUAAAUAAAUGAAUAUAUAAUUAAAAAAAGAAAUAGUUAAAUAAAUAUGGAAAUAGAUACAUUAAAGAAUAAAUAAAUACCAAAAUAAAUAAAUAAAUGCAGUUGAAAUUCUAAAAAAAAAUAAUGAUUAAAUUUAUUUCUACAUUUUUGUACGACUAUAUUUAUUUGCUUUUGCAUUUUCCUGUUUUAUUUAUAUUUUGCAUUUGUUUAUUUCUGUAUUUAUUUAUUCUUUUACUUAUUAAUUAUUCCUGUAUUUAUUAAUUUAUUGAUACUUUUUGUCCUCCAUAUUUCCGUACUAUCGUCAUCAGAAAACACAGCGCAUGUCUCUAACAGUGCGGAGAGUUUAGCUUCGUUAACGUUCAGAGUGCCAAACUCUGGUUCUUCAGUUUCAACAGUGUCGUGAUCAACACUCGCACUCGUUGGUUUAGUGCUGCUCGUUUAAUGAACACAUUUAGAAAGCCUGAAAGACUGAUGAAGAAUUAUUUACAACCUGAAGACGAAGCCGUGGUCAAGUGUGAGGACGUGUCAGUGAGUCGCUCUUGUAGGAAAUGAAUUUGACACUAAUCAUGUCUGGUCAAACAGAAACUGGACGUAUGGAAUAUCAUCUCAGUCAGAAAAAGGUGUGUUUGAAAAUAACCUCACAUUUCAAAAGAGGUGUAAGGGAUUAAUUAUUAAAAUUGUUGCCCAUUUGUUUUGAGUUUGAGGAAAUAAAUAGGGGACUCCAUAAAUAAAUUGUCUGUACUUAAGAGAUUUUUAAAUAAUGAUACAAUAUAUAUUGUGUAUCGUGAUAUAGCCUAAAAAAAUUGCGACAUUAUUUUUGCAACCACUUCUACUGUAAAUGUAAUAAAUAUAAUAACUUUCACAUAAUACAAAAAAUUUUAAAUUUAAAGUCAUAAAAAUAUUUUGCAGUUAUAUAACAGAUCUGCAAACGCACAAAUUCCAAAAAUUAAGAAAAAGAUUUCGUGUGCGUAAAAUGCACAUGCCCAAACGUAGAAUUGAGAUUUAGAAAUAAAAGCUGGAUUCACAAAUAUCCUUUUGAAAAUUGUAAAUGUUUGUAAGAUAUUCUCAGUUUUUUCUUAUUUAUUUGUAAAUUAAUUAAACGUAUUCAGAUGUUUUUAACAGGUGGAAUUUGUGUAUGGAGACAGAUUUGUGACAAUCAGUGUGUUAAUGUGUAAAUAUAAAACAAUUUCCACAAAUACAAAAAAGAAUCGUAAACUCACAACAUUUUUUUGCAGUUACGGAAAACGAAUGUGAAAACACAUGAACAAAACAUCGGCCGCUGUAUCGGCCAUCUAUCGACUCAUGCCAAUAUGCGAGUAUCCCUGAAGAGGACAAAACUCUGUUUCACACACACCUUUUUGUGAAUGACAUCAUAUUCUCGGUUUGGCCUCAAAAUCUGCAUUAAAGAUGAAAAUCAAUGAAAAGUGCAGAAUUUUGUUGAAAUCUUCGAAUCUUUUUUUUUUUUU